Molecule: messenger RNA, 204 nt
Organism: Rotaria sordida
Lineage: Eukaryota; Metazoa; Rotifera; Eurotatoria; Philodinida; Philodinidae
Source: the annotation of a GenBank genome assembly
AUGACAUCGGAACAAAAAGAUAGAAUUUGUAAUGGUAUUGACACACAAAUGAUGAUUGAAAAUUUCCAGCGACAAGAACAAUUAAAAUCAACAAGCCUAACAUUGGAACAACAAACAAUCAGUGAUUCAAAUGAAAAUAAUCAAAAUGAUGAUAAUUGGGAAUCUGUACAAACUCGUAAAAAUAAUAAAAAAAAAGAACACUGA